CUCACCGCCACUUCGAAACUGCCAACGCUGUGCUAAGAGCACAGCUCUGGCAGUAAGAUCUUCUUAGCUCUGGGAUUUACUAAAGAUAUGUGAAAUAAUAUUGGACUACAACAGAGGAGCAAAUUUAAUGUGCUCUUGCUCCUUUAAAAGUUUAUAGAGAAAUAUUCCUAUUCAUGAAUACAUAUAACUAAGUUUUGAAAGUUAUCUACGAAAAAUUAAAUCGUUCACUAAGAAGUGACGUGAUAUUCAUGUUUCGUAAGAGGGAGUCAGCUGCCAAACAUUACAAGAUGAUGGUGGGGAGCGCCAUGCAAUGGGUGAGCGGCGUGCUGGGCACCAUCACGGUGGAGCCAGUCAUGCUGGUGGAUGGAGCUUGCAAGGAAGCAAUGCUUAUUUACACCGAAAAUGUUCAGAUGAACAAAAUUUGCUCCGUCAAACUGGGAUAUUCACCUGAGUGUCUUCUCUGCAGGUUUGUGCAAUCUGACGGCCCAUCCGCAGGAAAGUGUCAACGUCCAAAGAGAGUUUUCCUUGUUCGCCUUCUACAACAGCAUCCUCAUGUCCAUCCCGCCACUCAUCUUUAUUCUCUUCAUGGGGGCCUGGAGUGACAAGUAUGGCAGGAAGAUUUCUUUGCUGGUGACUAUGUGUGGCCACAUGAUCUACGCCGCUGGGUACUUGGUGUCUCACUGGCAGACCACCUGGCCGGUCGAGUUGCUCUACCCAAUAACAUUCUUCGACGCUUUGGGCGGAAGUAAUGUCGGCAUUAUUUCCGCCACCACUAGUUACAUCAGUGAUAUAACAAACGAAAAACAACGAACGUCACGUAUGAUCGUGGCAAACUCCCUGUGGUACCUCGGGGGCCCCGUGGGAACCUUGGUGGCGGCUGUGAUGAUUAAGCACGUCGGCUACCACCUGCCCUUGGCCAUGGCUCUGGUGGCUUACGUUGCAGCCACUGUGUACAUCGUUAUUUACGUCAAAGAAAGUCACGGUCCUUUCGCAGGGAAAAAUUCGCACGCUCAGGAGUCAGCUCCGCCGCAGAAAGUGACAAUUGUCAAGAUGUUGGCGGACUUCUUUAACUGGAGAAGAGUGGCAGAGUCGUUCAAAACUGCCUUCAAGAGGCGUGACGGCAACUUACGUGCGAUACUUAUCACUGUUAUCAUUGCAAACAGCAUACGUCGUUUGGCCAGAGGGUUCUUCAUGUACCAGUUCGUGCGUCACGUGCUGCACUGGGACGCCACGGAUUACGGCUACUGGAUCUCCUAUCGCAAUUUUCUGGCUGCUUUUGGCUCUCUCUUCCUCGUGCCUCUAUGCUCAAAGAUCCUUAACAUCAAAGACACGCUACUCAUCAUCAUGGGGGCGUUGUCCAUCGUGUCGGAGUACGCGUGCUACGGCAUGGUGGGCGGCGUGGCGCAGACCUUCCUUAUGUGGCUGGGUCCCGCUGUCAGCAUCAUAUCCAAUGCUUACAUUAUCGCCUUCAGAUCAAUGUCCACCAAACUGGUCACCUCGCAGGAAAAAGGACGCAUCAGUGCCGUCAUGGCGGCGCUCAACGGACUCAUGCCGAUGGCCGGAUACGCUAUCUAUUCUCCAAUCUACUACUACACAGUGGACACUUUUCCAGCAACUCAGUUCUUCUUCGGCGCGAUCCUCAACCUCAUGGUCAUGAUUGCUUUCAUAGGAAUUGAGGUAUCGAAUGCUGCAGUAAUUCACACCAACGAUGAUGCAGAGAAAGGGAAAAAGGACGACACUUCCAAAAGCGUUCCUGAUGAACCCAAGCUGAAUAAAUUGCCUGUCACCCUCACACCGCUCAGCAGGUCAGCCAGUCUGCCAAGCGGUAGAUGCGCCUCCUGGAUUCCUAAAGGGUCAAGGCAACCCCCAUCCCGCAACGAGCCCACGGUCUGGUAUAGCAACGCACUCACUGACUCCGAGCUUACAGCAUCGGAGGUGGGCGGCAGCUACUCAACAAAAACUAGUAAGUGACUCAACAGGCUGGGCCAAGGGCAUGGGAUUCGAUGGCUGGAAGUUGAUCCACACCCUAGUGAACUACCUCAUUAUGUAUUGCAUGGUAGUGAGUAACGUACCAGUGCACAGGCAGAGAGAGAGAGAGAGAGAGAGAGAGAGAGAGAGAGAUGAAUGCAUAUUAGUGACCUGGUAGCGUAACUGUUUUUUUCAUAGCUCUCGACCCACAACCGAGAGGUCUGGGGUUCAAAUAUACUCCCAUGAUGCAAUACUCCUGUACACCCAACAGAGGAAAGGUACAGGCAUAAGUCAAGCUAUGAUCUCGCGUUUCCCCGGAGCAAGAAGGCAACUUUGGCUUCUUUCCCGUGCGCGCGCGCGCGUGCGUGCUUGCGCGCGUGUGUAUGUGUGUGUGUGUGUGUGUGUGUGUUUCUACGGAAAGACCGGAAUAAUUUGUGCCACAUCGAAGUGUAGUUGCAGGUUUACUCAAGGUAUAUUUAUCACAUUAGCAGAUGGGGAAUGUUAUGUGGAACGUACUUAAGAGUAGCGCGUGCAUUUGUACGAGCGGUAGCCUUUAUAACAUAAUAUAGUAAGAAUUUAAGUAAAACAAUAUGGACACGAUCGAACUAUGAAAAAAUUUCAGAAACAAUACUGAUUUUCAUCUGAUUCAAUUUUUUUUUUCUCGUAAAUGGAUGCAGUAAGUUUGUAAGUGUAAGUGUUAUGGUGCUGAAGCUAAACUGUUCUGAAACAUUUCCUUUCUUUGUUCAACACAUGUGGCCCACGCUGAGGAGGAUAGGCUCUGUCGAUAGGCUACAUUGUAAAUUCUAUUGUACGUAUGUACAUAACUACCCUCUGCUUGUAAACGCUGUAAUUAUUUAAGACAGGUUAGGAGAUGUUUGUACGCUUAAAUAAAUACAUUGACUUUA
Scylla paramamosain (green mud crab) is the source of this 2873-nucleotide messenger RNA. Its product is annotated as proton-coupled folate transporter-like. Lineage: Eukaryota; Metazoa; Arthropoda; Malacostraca; Decapoda; Portunidae. Gene Ontology annotation, biological process: transmembrane transport. The transcript is spliced from 7 exons. Gene Ontology annotation, cellular component: membrane. The record is from RefSeq and is a predicted model, not a curated record. Gene Ontology annotation, molecular function: transmembrane transporter activity. The coding region runs from base 553 to 1971 and encodes 472 amino acids.